Messenger RNA from Echinops telfairi (small Madagascar hedgehog), 2013 nucleotides. It is a transcript of the gene DOLPP1, whose product is annotated as dolichyldiphosphatase 1. Gene Ontology annotation, biological process: protein N-linked glycosylation; lipid biosynthetic process. Lineage: Eukaryota; Metazoa; Chordata; Mammalia; Afrosoricida; Tenrecidae. Gene Ontology annotation, molecular function: dolichyldiphosphatase activity. The record is from RefSeq and is a predicted model, not a curated record. Bases 1 to 717 code for a protein of 238 amino acids. Gene Ontology annotation, cellular component: intracellular membrane-bounded organelle; endoplasmic reticulum membrane. The transcript is spliced from 8 exons.
AUGGCAGCGGACGGGCAGUGCUCGCUCCCCGCUUCAUGGCGGCCGGUGACCCUCACCCACGUCGAAUAUCCUGCAGGUGAUCUCUCAGGCCACCUCCUUGCCUGCCUGAGCCUCAGCCCUGUUUUCGUCAUCACUGGCUUCGUGACCCUCAUCAUCUUCAAGCGGGAACUGCACACGAUCUCCUUCCUCGGGGGCCUGGGACUGAACGAGGGGGUCAACUGGCUGAUCAAGCACAUCAUCCAGGAGCCGAGGCCCUGUGGAGGCCCCCACACGACAGUGGGCACCAAGUACGGGAUGCCCUCCAGCCAUUCCCAGUUCAUGUGGUUCUUCUCCGUCUAUUCUUUCCUUUUCCUUUAUUUAAGAAUGCACCAAACGAACAACGCCAGGUUCCUGGACUUGCUGUGGAGGCACGUGCUCUCCCUGGCUCUCCUCACGGCGGCCUUUCUAGUCUCCUACAGCAGGGUCUACCUGCUGUACCACACCUGGACCCAAGUGCUCUACGGGGGCAUCGCCGGGAGCCUCAUGGCCGUCGCCUGGUUUGUCUUCACCCAGGAGGUCCUCACCCCGCUGUUCCCCAGGAUAGCAGCCUGGCCUGUCUCUGAGUUCUUCCUGAUCCGAGACACGAGCCUCAUUCCCAACGUGCUCUGGUUUGAGUACACAGUCACCCGGGCAGAAGCCAGGAACAGGCAGCGCAAACUGGGGACAAAACUGCAGUGACUGGUGGGUGUGGCCUGCCUGGCCCCCAGAUCUGGCCGGUACCUCGACUUGCAGGGUGACGAACAGCGGGAUCCCAGACCUCUUCAGACCCAAGUCACCAAGCGAAGCCUUUUAAUUGUUUUCUUGUUUUAAUUGUAAUGAGUACGGUGGACCAAAGGGCUGAGCCAGCCCCUCUGCCAGGACCCAGCUGGGGGCCACAGGCCAGAGACCCUCGUGGUGCUGUUGCCAGCCCCUGGUCGGGCGGGAAGUGCCCUUGGAUGGGCACCAGGGUAUGGGGGAGAGGACAAAGGCUUGUGCCUCCGCUCCUAAGGCCAGGCCAGCCAGGUGGGGUGAGAAAUACGCACUAUUUAUUUUUUUUUUAAUUUUGUCAAAGGCGAGUAGGACUUUGGAGCUGAGGCCGGAAGAGCCUGCUGUGCGGUGGCCGAGUUGCCCACGGAGGGUCAGGCCAGCUUCCCAGGCCCUUGGCCUUGAGCUCAGGGGUGGACUGCUUUCCCCUGGGCCUGAGAGGUGGCCUGGAAGGCCAGGAGGAGGCCGCCCCACCCUCGCCCCCGCCCCCAUUGCCAUUCCAGAACCUCCUUCAGUGUUUCCUCGUCUGGGGCGAGGGCCCAGAGUGCGCGCGUCUGGCGGCGGUUAUCAUUGUGUUUGAACCCGUUUUGACCUUCGACCACAAGGGCUUUGUCUGGUCCCCCGUCCCGACAAAAGAGCCUGUACCUUGUGGGUGAGCGAACCCAAGCUGUUGACAGCUUUUUUGUCCUGCCAUCUGGUAGCUUUUAGCCCGUGCCCCCUCCCUACCCCCCACCCCCCACUCCAACAAAGCACCCAGUGCUGGAGGGAGGGGCGGAAGGGAGCAGGGGUGCCUCAUGGGGCACCUCCCGGAACGUCUUUGUCCUUUCUCCCAGUCUCGGGCUGGAGACCCGAGUGGGGUUAGCCCUGGCCCUUGGGUCCCUGUUCCAGGGAGAGCCCCCCCAGGGGCCUGGUUUCUAAUCGCCCACCCCACCCCCAAGCAGGCGCUGUGGAGCGGAGCUUUCCCAGGCUGUUGGAAGUGCUUGGAGCCCGCGCCCCGCCCUUUCUUGGGGGUCCUAACCGCAGCCCAGCCUAGUGCAUCCCUUCCUCCUUCGUAAGAGCCAGCUCAGCCCCAGGCCGCGUGCUUCGGGGGAGGUGGCCUGCCCCACGUUUCCCUCCUCCUCGCCCCCUUUUUUUACUUCUUGCCUGGGACAAGCCAAGUGUGAGGUGGACUGAUUUAAGGAAAAUCAUUGAAAUUGUUUACGACUGUUUUCAAAUAAAACCAUGAACUGA